This is a messenger RNA of Nelumbo nucifera (sacred lotus), 1832 nucleotides long. Its product is annotated as putative magnesium transporter NIPA4. Gene Ontology annotation, molecular function: magnesium ion transmembrane transporter activity. The record is from RefSeq and is a predicted model, not a curated record. Gene Ontology annotation, cellular component: membrane. Lineage: Eukaryota; Viridiplantae; Streptophyta; Magnoliopsida; Proteales; Nelumbonaceae. Gene Ontology annotation, biological process: magnesium ion transport.
AACUCAUUUUGCAGAGCGGAACAGAAAACUAUCGUGUUGAAUGGAGGACGCCAACGAUCUGAAGCUUCGCUUGCUGAAAAUUCGAUGAGGAGGAGGAUAAGAAGAAGAGGGAGAGAAGAUCUGAGAUGGAUUUCUCCGAAGAUAAUCUGAAAGGGUUUGUCUUGGCUCUUCUCUCAAGUGGAUUUAUAGGGGCAAGCUUUAUAAUCAAGAAGAAAGGUCUGAAACGUGCUGCAGCUUCUUCUGGAGUUCGAGCAGGAGUUGGUGGCUAUUCUUAUCUUUUGGAGCCUCUGUGGUGGGCAGGCAUGACCACAAUGAUUGUGGGAGAGGUAGCAAAUUUUGUGGCAUACGCAUUUGCUCCAGCUGUUCUGGUUACCCCUCUUGGUGCCUUAAGUAUCAUUGUCAGUGCUGUAUUGGCUCAUUUUUUCUUGAAGGAGAGGUUGCACAAACUUGGGAUCUUGGGCUGUGUGAUGUGCAUUUCUGGUUCAGUUGUAAUUGUUGUCCAUGCACCGCAGGAGCGUCCCAUCACUUCCGUUCAGGAAAUCUGGAGUAUGGCAACUCAAACAGCAUUUUUGUUUUAUGUGGUGUCAGUGAUCAUUCUGGUUUUCAUUCUGGCUUUCCAUUUUGCACCACAAUGCGGGAAUACAAAUGUACUGGUUUACACAGGCAUUUGUUCUUUGAUGGGCUCCCUCUCGGUGAUGAGUGUCAAAGCCAUUGGAACUUCCUUGAAAUUAACCUUUGAGGGUAACAACCAGUUGAUCUACCCAGAGACAUGGUUCUUCUUGUUGGUAGUGGUUACCUGUGUCAUCACACAAAUGAAUUAUCUCAACAAGGCUCUUGAUACCUUCAACACGGCAAUUGUUUCUCCUAUAUAUUAUGUCAUGUUCACAACUCUUACAAUUCUUGCAAGUGUCAUAAUGUUUAAGGAUUGGGAUGGCCAAAGUGUGGGGAGCAUUAUAUCAGAAAUAUGCGGCUUUGUUGUUGUGCUUUCUGGGACCAUUUUAUUACAUGUGACAAAGGACUUUGAUAGAAGUUCCUCCUUUAGAGGUAAUUAUUCACCAUUGUCUCAAUCAUUAUCGGCCCGACUCUGCAGUGGAAAUGCGGAGUAUUGAAGCGUGAUGAGGAAAAUGUGAAAACUUGAGACGAAAUCUACUUACGGAGACAAGAACUGUACUAGUAGCUUGAUACAUUCCAAGAAAUGAUUCACCUUGAAAUCACUGGAUAGAAUGUGAAACCUUGGUGGAAAUUUUGCAUAUUUGAGGAAAGGAUAUACAGUUCCAAUAGUUCCACAGUAUUAGUUCAGGUCAAGAUGGAUUCCAGAAGGAUACCAAGUCUCUAGGGAAUGGAAAUUCACAGAAUUUAUUUCGGCAGUUUCCAUCACAAGCAGUGUUUUUUCUAUGAAGAUGGCUGCUGUGGCUUUACUUGCCAGGAUACAUACUAUUGAAGACUUGCACAGAGUUCUUGGAGUUGCUGGUCCUUACGGAUGUUUUGCAUAAUGUUUUGUGUUUGUGGUGAAAGCAAAUAUAUCCAUUCACUGAAUUAUAGAGGCCCAGCUUUCAAUGAGGACCUUGGUUUUUUUCCUCUUUUUCUACACAGGAACUGUCUGCACUGCAAAUACAAGCAUAUUUGGGACUAAGGUUUCAUGGAGGUGGAAUUCAACAACUUUUACACUUUUUUUUUGGCUGUUUCAUUAAUUGUAAAACUGAUAAAUGUUUGUAUAGUGUUUGUAAUUAAUCUAUUGCAGUCUUCUUGGUAGAUGAGUAAUAUGUGCACGCUAAUAUUACAAUUUAGUAUAUUAAAAGUAGUACCGCGUAUAAAAUGGUUAUUCAUGAGCA